AUGUCGUCAAAUGAGAAACAGACGGUUACCAAAGGACAUCAGGUCAUAUCCAACUAUAUCAAAGAGGCUUGUUGGUCAGCGGAUGGAACCAGCAUAAUUACAAAUUCCGCUGAUAACAGCAUUAGAACCUUUGUCCUACCAGCAGAUCUACUCGAGGAUAGGAAGGCACCGCAUGAACUGGAACCAUAUCAUACAAUUCCAUCCUCAGAGCCCGUCUACGCCACAGCUAUAUACCCUUUCUACACAUUACAAGACCCAUCAUCAGCUCUUCUACUCUCUUCUGUGAGAGACCACCCGAUCCGAUUGAAUUCAGCAUUUCACCCAGGAUUCUUGGCUUCAUAUAGUCUUAUAUCUCCCACAACAGAGGUCUUCAUUGCACCCCAUUCUAUUCUCUACCCACACAGCCUUAACGGGACUCAUUUCUUGACUGGAUCAGACAGCUUAAUAUGUCUUUUCGACGUGUCUCGUUCCGGAAAAGACGGUCCCGUGUCGAGACUUCUAACUAUCCCGAGCAAACGGAAGAAGAUCGUUGGUGGCGGUGUUGGCAUGAAGGGGAUUGUUUCAACAAUGGCGAUAAGUCCAGCUGGCGACGGAAUUCUGGCAGCUGGGACUUUCACUAGGUAUAUUGGCUUAUACGCAUCUAACGGGAGCGGCGAUACCAUUGCUACGUUUAGUAUUGCAGGCACGAAUGCAGAUGCUCGCAUUGGUGGUAGGGGUAUUACGCAGGUGCUUUGGAGCCCAUGCGGUCGAUAUCUAUUCGUUGUCGAGCGGAAAAGUAGUGGGAUCCUUGUGUACGAUAUUCGAGUGACUGGCCAGUUGGUUGGGUGGCUAGAAGGGAGAGUUGGGAUAACAAAUCAGAGACUUAAAGCAGAUAUUGUCCCAGGAGGUGAUAGUAACUCCACAGGAAUUUGGGCCGGUGGGACUGAUGGAGUUGUAAGGGUGUGGAUUGAUCCCUCAAACGUAGGUGGAGAAGGGAGGCUACCGGAAUGGGAAAUAAAAGUUCACGAUGAUCCUGUCACUAGUGCCGUGUUUCAUCCUAUGGGUGGUGUUCUCGCAACCUGUUCGGGGCAAAAGAAGUAUCAAACGCUGGAUGAAGUUGAAAUUCCGGAACCCAGCACUGAUACAGAACAUCAUCACGACCGACUCAUUAAGGACAAUAUUGACAACCGCCUGAAAAUAUGGGCGCUAUAG
Molecule: messenger RNA, 1191 nt
Organism: Paracoccidioides lutzii Pb01
Exons: 4
Coding region: 1-1191 (396 amino acids)
Molecular function (GO): protein binding
Source: RefSeq, a predicted model, not a curated record